Molecule: messenger RNA, 1499 nt
Organism: Amphimedon queenslandica
Lineage: Eukaryota; Metazoa; Porifera; Demospongiae; Haplosclerida; Niphatidae
Product: speckle targeted PIP5K1A-regulated poly(A) polymerase-like
Exons: 5
Coding region: 123-1499 (458 amino acids)
Biological process (GO): RNA 3'-end processing
Molecular function (GO): poly(A) RNA polymerase activity
Source: RefSeq, a predicted model, not a curated record
AUCUAGAUAUUGUUUUAUUUACCGAAUGGACAGAAAGAGAUGAAGUUAAUUUUGCUGAUAUUGUGUCUCUUUAUUCUUCUCCUGUUGUUUCUCAGUUACAGCCAGAGAGCCCUACCAUUGCCAUGGACACCAGCAAUGCUGCUCAAGCCAGUAGCAUUCUGGAAUCAUUUUUGGCUAGUUCUAAGCCCACGCCAAGUACCACAUCACUUAUUCCAUCGCAUGUCAAAAUCGGUGGAUCUGCUGAUAUGAGUAGCUGGUCUAAAGAAUAUUUGAGUGUUAUAAAUGUCAUUGGUUGUCUCUCUGAAUGUUCUAAUAUAUUAGCAUUGCCUUCAGCAAGGUGUCCUAUUGUUAGGUUUACCGUGUCCUCUUUGAAUGUGUCUUGUGAUGUAUCAGUCAACCGAAGGCUAGGCCCUUAUAAUUCAAAGUUGCUCAAGGCCUACUUGAACUUUGAUAAAAGAGUAUCGCCUCUUCUCUAUCUCUUGAAGUCUUGGCUAAGAAUCUGUGGAGUGAUGGGUUUUAAAAGAACACAAAUAAACAAUUACUCGCUCUCACUUAUGCUCAUUUAUGCCCUCCAGAAAACAUCCCCUCCUGUGUUACCAUGCUUCCAGGACCCAAGAACAUGGCCGCUAAAUAUGGAAUGGUAUGGCAGAGCAGGAUUCAUGUUAAGGAAGCACGAAGCUGAAUACAUCGAUGGAUGGAAAGUUGAUUUUGUCAAUCCCAACUCACUUCUUCCAUCAAAAAACUCAUCAUCAAUAGCUGAACUAGCUCGCCAUUUCUUCAAUUUCUAUUCAGCAGUUUUCUCUUUCUCUAACCAUGCUGUCACAGUUCAUACUCCCCUCCUACUCACAAUACAAGAUGCAGUACAGCUAUCACUUCAAGAUCCAACACAUCAGGAGAGUAUGACAGAGAGUGGAGGGAUGAAGAUUAGCCCUCUGUGCGUCCAAGAUCCUUUUGAUUUAUUGCACAAUGUAACCAAAGCAGUUACUCCUUCUACUCUAAAUGCACUUGUAGAAGAGAUGAAACAAGCUGUUCUAGUAAUGGAUAAUCUUUUAAGUGCUUCACCUUCCUUGCAUAAUUUGGGUAUUCUGUCACUUUUUGUUUGUCAGACCCCGACUUCUCCUUUCUCUUCUCCUGAAAAGUCCUACAAGACCACCUAUCAGCUUCAUUUCUCUUUAAAAAUGAUAGAAAAGCUAGUCAGUAAAGUCCCAGCAGCUGUUGGCUUGAGUCUUCCUUUCCCGACUAACAUCACUUGCACUACAUACACUAACAGUUGGAGGGGUAGGAGGUGGAAGAGGCGUCAUGAUGCAAGACUAGCUACAGGUAGUACUAAUACCAGCCCUGUCUUGCUGUUCACUCUCUCUUCAAUGGAUCCUUCAUCUUACAGGGGGAAGAAACGAGAGGAGAUUGUUGUGUCUGUAGCAUUAACUGUGAAUGAUGUUAGUAUGUCGUCUGAAUUCUCUCUUUUCUUUGCUUUCUUUAAAAAGCUUUGUUUAUCAUGA